Molecule: messenger RNA, 2892 nt
Organism: Cryphonectria parasitica EP155
Lineage: Eukaryota; Fungi; Ascomycota; Sordariomycetes; Diaporthales; Cryphonectriaceae
Exons: 1
Biological process (GO): ubiquitin-dependent protein catabolic process; protein ubiquitination
Molecular function (GO): ubiquitin protein ligase activity
Source: RefSeq, a predicted model, not a curated record
GUCGCGCUGUUCGACAAUGCAAGCAUAUGGCAUAAUUUCCUCAAUUUGACCUCGACUCACCUCGGAGUCAACGUCUCGAGAUACACCCCGUCUCUGGAGGACCUUGUGUGGGCUGGUCCCAGGAUGGUCAUGAAGCUCGGCAGACUCGGCUCCUUCAUAGCGGUUCCCGAUGCAAUUGACGGGUUCGGCCAACGAGUCGUGCCUGAUGCGACUGGUUCCGACCUCUUCUCCUCGACAUCCUCCCUCUACGGCUCCAACACCUACACUACCCGCAAUCCCGCUUCCGCCACGCCCUCAGACCUCGCCGAGAAAGAUCCUGUGAUGUAUCGUUUCUCGAUGGAGGGUGCCAAGGGCCUAGGCAGCGUGUUCAGCUACGCCACCAGCAAGUGGGCGCUAUGCUGUAUCGCCAUGGCAGUCGUCCUAAACCGAACCCAUAUUUUCGCGGCGACGAGACGGCGAAUACGGCUGCGGUGGUCCGUACGACUUGUGAUCCGAAUCACUCCUCUCCUUCUCUUCUACAUACAAGCUCGGAGUCUACUUCAGUCCAUACAAUGUCAGACAUCGCCGGAUUUUGCCGAGUUGCGGUGGGGAAAUGCUAGCAAGAGCUCAGAUCUUAUGUUCUCUCAGCGCAAUCCCCUGCUGCAUGACAUGAGCUCCAUGCUGUUGUUUGGUGCGACAGACGAGGAGUCAUGCUUGGCCGUGCACAUGAUUCCAGCGGCGGAUGAGGAGUCACCUGAUCUGAAGGGCUCUCUGUCGCUUCUGUGGCCUCUGUUCGGUACCUUCUGUCUGAGCCAGUUCAUCGAGACCAUCUCCUGCGCAGUUCAGGGAAAGUCGGUCUCUGCUGAGACGGGUAUGACUCUUUUCGAACAUUCCCUUGCGUUUGCCGAGGCCGAAGCUGCAAUCAGCAAUCAGCUUGGCUGGGGUAUCUUUAGCCCUACAGCAGCUGAUGCGACGGCCCAAUCGACUAUGGCUGCGAAUGCGAUCAGCAGAUCCAUGAUCAUGAAACGAGUCAAUACACCUCCCGAGGUGCUCCUUAUCGCCUUCUUUUCCACAAUGAGCCAUAUUACAAGCCACCUCCUAGGAGUAUUUGGCAAGCAGGCAAAGUUUCGCCUGAUCAGCACGGGUUUCUGGGCGCUGUGCUUCAUGAGUAGUAUCGUCUGGAGUGCCAUCACAUUCUCGCUGGAAGACUCAUCAAGCCAAGGGCUGUUGAGAUAUCCUACGGUCUGUAUUAUUGGGUUCAUACCUCAUGUUCUGGUUUUAUCAGGGAUUGUGGUCUGCUUCUCCAUCUACUCCAUGGCACUCUGUAUAUCUGCGCUAGCGACUCCGUCCAGCACAGCGCAAGGAGAGCGGCUGACGUUCAGGGAACGCAUUGCUCUUGCGCACUCUAAUAUGCAGGCCAAUUUAUCAUUUUCCGACCUGAGGAUCACGUUGGAGAUGGACUUCUAUACGGCACUCCUGCGAGCUGGGUUCGGUGCAAUCACGAUGGCCACCGAAGCCGUUUACCUGAACGAAGACCGAAGCGUGAAUCUCAAGCGCACAACCUGGCUUGAGGAGGAACGGUACCGCGAGAUCGAGGAGCUAAAAAUGAACUGGAUCAGCUCUGGUGUACCUGGCUCACGGUAUGAUACCUCUGGUGUCAUCGGUUUGGUGCCGGUCAAGGACGGCCAGCUUAGGGCAACCAGUGGAUAUGCACGCGAGAGAGCCGCACAGAAGCUUUCAAGCUCCAUCACUGGCGAGCGCCGCGCCAUACGAGACGGCAUUGGCGCCGCAGAACGAAGCGGCCGCUGGCUAUUAGCCUUCUACUAUCUGAGGCACAUCGGCAAGCUAUGUUGCACGUUUUCCGCCAUGGGCUUGUGUUGGUCCUUGGCCAAGACUGGCGUGCGAAAUCCCCCGAGAUGGCUCAAGAACUGGUCCAAACUGCCCAAAUCCGCAAAACCUGAAGAGAAGCGGUCGAGAAGGGGACGGCAAUACGACAGUGUGAUUCAGGGCUUCGGGGCCACAGGGAUCCCCGGCAUCCAACGAUCUGAUCGGGUUGAUGUAGAGCGAGAAAUGCGUCGGCUAUACACUGAGCAUAAUCCUCUUGACGACGAAGGCACCCGCGAACGGUGGAUCGACAGCAACCUCUACCAGUGGUGGCUCCAUGGUGGUUGGUGGGGCAAGACCGACACAAGUGGCGAGUAUGCCCCGGCUGCAGAAGUGGAAGAUCCCGACUUUGAUGCGACAAGCGUCAUCUCGACUACAGAAUCUUUGUAUUCAGCAAGCGACGAUGAGGAUGGGCAGGACUGGGAGGACGUUGAUGGCAUCGACGAUGGUCAGCGGACGCCAACCCAGCGAUCUCCAUUCUCCUCGAGAGAAGCCUCUCCCGUUGUCGACACACCUGUACAGGCAGCUGACCUGGCAGCCCUGCUCCACCCACGCAGCGUCGAAGAGCGCGGUCAGGCACGCGCUCUCGCCGCUCACCUUGGCUCGGACCGCGUCAUGACACGGGCCGGCUUCAGGCGCUACGAGCAGGCGCAGCGGUCACAAGUCCUCUUUCCCAGCCGCUAUGUUCGAGGCUCCGCCAAGAUGACACCCGAAGAAGAAGUCCAAGUGCUUGAGCAGAUCCUACUUGAACGGCGUGCCGCCACAGCCGCACCUACCGAUGGCGAUGCAGGUCCUUUUGGUGCCGAGGGCGCUGGCUCGGCCAGCUGGGCCGAUGGCGCAGCUGGCAUGGGCUCGGACGGUCCGCAAUGUGUCGUGUGUCACAGCUCUCCGCGGACGGUGAUUGUUUGGCCGUGCCGGUGCCUCAGCCUCUGUGAUGACUGCCGGGUGUCGCUUGCUCUGAAUAACUACGACAAGUGUGUCUGCUGUAGGAGAGAGGUGAUCAGUUUCAGUCGUAUCUACGUGCCUUGA